AAAAGGGUGAACGGUCAACCAGUACAUACUACAAGUCUUGUUAACAAGGCAUUGAACCAAAGAACUACCAACGAUGCAGUCAAAACUCAUCCUCGCCCUCCUCACUGCCAGUCUCUCCAGCGCUAUUCUCGCUGAACCUAACGUGGCUGAGCUCUGCUCACGCCUCGUUACCAACUGUAACACCGGAUGCGAGAGUGAUACGUUAACCGCUGGAUGCGCAACUCAAGCGUGCAACGAUUAUUGCCAGUGCAAGUACUGCUCAGGGGGCACUGAAGUGGCUUGCGAUGCGACAUGUAAACCACAGUUCUUUUAGAUUUUAGGGGUUUUGUUGGGGGCAUCGAAAAUUCACGACCUGCGGUUCGGAGGCCUUUCUGUAGUCAUUUGGGAUAGGCUGUUUUAGUAUCGAUACAGCGAUAUGUGAGGAUAUGGUGAUUCUGGGACAAUGUCGAGUCUAGGGAAUAUCUGAUAACUCAUAUGAACGCUGGGCGGAAUUGAAAAAAUGCCGCCCGAUGCCGUAUUUCAAGGCCAAUAACGGCAUCGUUCUUACAGUUGCGAC
Messenger RNA from Marasmius oreades (fairy-ring Marasmius), 556 nucleotides. RefSeq lists its product as uncharacterized. NCBI's taxonomy places the organism in Eukaryota, Fungi, Basidiomycota, Agaricomycetes, Agaricales, Marasmiaceae. The transcript is spliced from 2 exons. Bases 74 to 313 code for a protein of 79 amino acids. The record is from RefSeq and is a predicted model, not a curated record.